AUGGACGGCAUGGAACUGCAGCGAAGAGUUACACCCCAGGAUACACAGCACUCUGCGCCCUCAGAUACCGAAAACAUCAUCCCACCGAAUAUCAACAGUACCGAUGCAUUCGACGACAUACCUCCAAACGGCGGAUAUGGUUGGGUAUGCACAUUUUGUGUGUUCAUGAUAACAGUACACACCUGGGGCGUGAACGGCGCCUGGGGAGUGAUACUAAACCACUUCCUCCUACAUUCCACAUUUCCCGGCGCAACCCACCUGGACUAUGCAUUCAUCGGCGGUCUAUCAAUUUCAACCUGCCUAAUUAUCGGUCCAUUGGUAACAAAGACAUACAAAACCAUCGGGACAACCUUCACACAGCUCCUCGGCACAGCACUAGUCUUCGCCGCCCUCUUCGGUGCAUCGUAUGCCACCAAGAUCUGGCACCUCUUCCUAACACAGGGCGUCUGCUUCGGUAUUGGAAUGGGCUUCCUAUACUUAACCAGCAUGGCAGUCUUACCACCCUGGUUCUCAACAAAGCGAAGCCUCGCAAUCGGCAUUGCCGCUUCUGGUUCCGGCGUGGGCGGUCUCAUCUACAACCUAGGAGCCGGGCGUGCCAUCGAAACACUAGGCGUAGACGCAACCUAUCGAAUUCUGGCAUUCUGCGCCUUGGGCGCUAACACCUUCUCCUCACUCCUAAUGAAAGAACGGAAAGCAGCCCGCCCUGCCACGCCACAGCGAACCGUCAAUUACCGCGAGCUUAGCCACUUCGAGGUCUUCCUCUUGAUCCUUUGGGGCGUUGCUACUGAGUUUGGAUACAUUGCUCUCUGGUACUCGCUACCCAACUAUGCUUCCUCUAUUGGACUCAAUCCGCAGCAGGGUUCUGUCGCGGGUGCUAUCAUGAACUUGGGUCUUGUCAUUGGCAGGCCGAUUGUGGGACAUGCCAGUGAUAUAUUCGGGCGGAUCACCAUCUCAAUGAUGAUGACUGCGCUCUGUGGGAUGCUUUGCUUUGCUAUUUGGAUUCCGGCGCAUUCUUAUGCCCUGUUGCUCGUCUUUGCGGUUUUGGUCGGCACUGUCUGUGGCACGUUCUGGGGUACUAUCACGCCUGUCAUGGCCGAAGUGGUUGGCUUGAAUCGAUUGCCUUCGACUUUUGCUUUGAUUUGUCUUGCUCUGGUUAUCCCUACUACCGUUGCUGAGCCUAUCGCUCUCAGUCUUGUUGCUACCUCCGGAUACUUAAGUACCCAGGUGUAUGUGGCGUGCAUGUUCAUCCUUGGUUCGGUGAGUCUGUGGGUAUUGCGGUCUUGGAAAUUUUACGAGCUGGAGAUGAAGGCAUUGAGAGAGCGCGAAGGCGAUGCUGUUUCUAGUCACGCUUUGACUGCUGUUCCGAGUUACUUCACCUGGGUUCGGCCCCGUAAGCUUUUCUUAUACGGGCGCGUAUAA
Molecule: messenger RNA, 1419 nt
Organism: Penicillium canescens
Lineage: Eukaryota; Fungi; Ascomycota; Eurotiomycetes; Eurotiales; Aspergillaceae
Exons: 1
Coding region: 1-1419 (472 amino acids)
Biological process (GO): transmembrane transport
Molecular function (GO): transmembrane transporter activity
Source: RefSeq, a predicted model, not a curated record